Pimephales promelas (fathead minnow) is the source of this 743-nucleotide messenger RNA. The record is from RefSeq and is a predicted model, not a curated record. Lineage: Eukaryota; Metazoa; Chordata; Actinopteri; Cypriniformes; Leuciscidae.
AUUCAAAGAACAAAAGCCAAAAAGAGGCACACAUGCACUCAGUGUGGAAAGAGUUUCACACAUAAAGGAACCCUUAACAAACACAUGAGAAUUCACACUGGAGAGAAACCGUAUACAUGCACUCAGUGUGGAAAGAGUUUCACACAUAAAGGAAACCUUAACAGGCACAAGAGAAUUCACACUGGAGAGAAACCGUAUACAUGCACUCAGUGUGGAAAGAGUUUUACUCGAUCAUCAACUCUCAGUGUUCAUCUGCUUCGUCACUCUGGAGAAAAGCCAUUUAACUGUGAUCAGUGUGGUAAAGAUUUUAGUGUAUCAGCAAAUCUAAAACAACACCUGAAAGUUCAUUCAGAUGAGAAGCCUUAUGUGUGUUCUCUCUGUGGUAAGAGUUUUUCAAGGCUGUACAAUUUUAAACUGCACCAGAAAACACACAAUGAAGUGAGAGAUUAUAUGUGCUUUGACUGUGGGAAGAGCUUUACUGCAUCUGUUGAUCUGAAACAGCAUCAACGAAUUCAUACUGGAGAAAAACCCUACAAGUGCUCACAUUGUGACAAGAGUUUCACUCAGUCUGGAUCCCUGAAAAGACACAAGCGAGUUCACACUGGAGAGAAGCCGUACUACUGUACUCAGUGUGGAAAGAGUUUCACCCAAUCAAGUAGUCUAGUGAUUCAUAUUAGAAAGCAUUGUUCUGUGUCACAGUGAGCAAAUGUUUUGUUAGAUUCACAUAAAGUAAAUGUGUAGUU